UAGCAACAUGGAUGGUGAAUAAGGGUCUUCAUGUAUAAUGCAUAUCGUAAUAGUUGCCACAGAUUGUAAGUUGCCUCUUUAGUCUAUAGUUAGGUUUUAUGAAUCUGUGGUUGGUUGCCUUUGCUUUGGAGUUUGGCGUUCUUUGAAUUUCCGAUCUGGCGGCUUAGUAUUUUAGGUUAUAAAUACGAAAAAUUAUUUGGGAUUUCCAUUGGUUUUAUUGUACAGUUGCAGAUACAAAACAAAAAAAUGGCGGCGGCUAUGCCAAUCAACCCGAAACCUUUCCUAAACAGUCUAACGGGUAAAUCAGUUUUAGUAAAACUAAAAUGGGGCCACGAAUAUAAGGGACUGCUGGUAUCAGCAGACGGUUACAUGAAUUUACAACUAGCAAACACCGAGGAAAUCGUCGACGGGAACUGCACAGGUAAUCUCGGUGAAGUUCUAAUUAGGUGUAACAAUGUGCUGUAUGUCCGAGGGGCAGAGGAAGAAGAUGAGGAGGGGGAGAUGAAAGAAUAGCAUCAGGCUUAGUCUCCUAGUUAUAGGAGUGGAUAACCUGGAUUGAUUCAAUCAAUCCUGAACUGAGAAUUCAUAAUUCUCAAUACAAACUUUUUACAUUCAUUAUUAAUGUGCAAAAUUCACAGUUGUGUAAAAUAUUUUUGACUAACCCAGUGUAUAUGCAAGAAAUUACAUUUUACUUAUGUCAACAUUGUGGCAAAAUUAUUGUAACUGUCCUUAAAUUGUCAUUUUAGUAUAAGUAAUAUGGUGAUAAGAGAUCAGGUCAUUAUUUAUAAGUGUUUAAUGAUAGCAUUUUAGUGAUUUAAUAUUUUGUCCUAUGAAUAUACUUUAAUGCUGGCUAUAUAUCUCUUCAAAUGGUAAAGAACUGUCAUAUGGUAUAGAAAAUAUCAGUGAAAACUUAUCCAAGUUUUAUUUUUUAAAUAUUUAUAUUAUAAGUGCACACUGGAGUAAUAUCAUAAUUAAAACAAGAUAUAAUGACUGUUUUACGUUUAAAAUAUGAUAAUAUUAUAACUAUUCUAGCCACUAGAAGAACUGCAACAGAUAACCAUUUAUGGGAGCUUUAUAAGUUUUGUACAUUGUAUGGAUUAGAAGUGUACGGGAGAUAUUCAGCACUAGAUAAUAAGACUAAUUUGAAGUAAA
This is a messenger RNA of Manduca sexta (tobacco hornworm), 1152 nucleotides long. It is a transcript of the gene SmF, whose product is annotated as small nuclear ribonucleoprotein F. Gene Ontology annotation, biological process: spliceosomal snRNP assembly; mRNA splicing, via spliceosome. The transcript has 3 exons. Gene Ontology annotation, cellular component: U1 snRNP; catalytic step 2 spliceosome. The record is from RefSeq and is a predicted model, not a curated record. Bases 247 to 513 code for a protein of 88 amino acids. Lineage: Eukaryota; Metazoa; Arthropoda; Insecta; Lepidoptera; Sphingidae. Gene Ontology annotation, molecular function: RNA binding.